CUGAUCCCCCCCUCCGGUUUGCACUCUCAUCGAAACACAAAUCAACGAUAAUCUCUCACUCUCUUUACUCAUUCUUCUUAUUUGGAUAAGAUCUCUCUCUAUCUCUCUCUCCCUCAUUUUCAGCAGAUUCAAUCCAAACCCUAACCGCUUUGAUUCUGAUCGCAGAAUAUUAAUAUUCUCUUGAAAAAAACUAUAAAUAUUUUGACAAAAAACACUUUUUUACCAUCCCUUUUUACUUUUCUUACUCCACACCAUAAAUGUUAAGUUAUUCAUUCUGUCCUUUGCCCUUAACUACUGUCACCACCACCACCACUUCUACACUACAAACCCUUCUCUUACUUUCCUAACAAUACGUACUUAAAAAUACAUUACAAAUACCUACCAAGGCCCUAUAAAACGCAAGAGAAAGAGAGAGAAGUGAUUCUUGGUUUAGCUUUCUUGAUAUGGAUUUUUGUUGGAAGAGAGAGAUGGAAGGUAAACUAGCACAUGACUACUUGUCGUCCACAAAGCGCCACCAACACAGCAUGAUGACGUCACCGCACCGUGUCUGCGUUGUCACCGGACCGGUGAUCGUAGGGGCCGGACCGUCGGGGCUAGCGACGGCUGCUUGUCUAAAGGAGAAAAACAUAACUUCGGUAAUACUAGAGAGAUCAAACUGCAUAGCUUCACUAUGGCAGCUCAAGACUUACGACCGCCUCCAUCUCCACCUUCCUAAGCAGUUCUGUGAGCUUCCUCUCAUACCCUUUCCCGACCACUUCCCAACUUAUCCGACCAAACAGCAGUUCAUCGAGUAUCUCGAGGACUACGCCCGGAGGUUCGAUAUACGACCGGAGUUUGGUCAGACGGUUGAGUCCGCAGAGUUUGAUGAGAACCUAGGGAUGUGGCGCGUGGUGAGCGUGGGUGAAGAGGGCUCGACGGAGUAUGUUUGCCGGUGGUUGGUGGCUGCGACGGGGGAGAAUGCGGAACCGGUGGUCCCUAGGUUUGAGGGGAUGGAGAAGUUUAAGGCCACGGGGGUGGUUAAGCACACGAGUCAAUAUAAGACCGGUGGAGAUUUUGCCGGAAAAAAGGUUUUGGUCGUGGGAUGUGGAAACUCCGGCAUGGAGGUUUGUUUGGAUCUCUGCAACUUCGGUGCUCAGCCUUCUCUCGUUGUCAGAGACGCGGUUCACGUCCUACCACGAGAGAUGUUGGGUACUUCAACUUUUGGGCUGUCCAUGUUGUUACUCAAAUGGUUGCCCAUCCAACUCGUUGACAGUUUCCUCUUGGUUGUUUCCCGGUUCAUCCUCGGGGAUACCACCCUAUUAGGACUUAACCGACCCCGGAUAGGCCCAUUAGAGCUCAAAAAUCUCACCGGCAAAACUCCAGUUCUCGACGUUGGAACGCUUGCGAAGAUCAAAACUGGAGAUAUCAAGGUGUGUUCCGGGAUAAGAAGGUUAAAACAUUAUGAAGUUGAGUUCGAUAACGGGAGAAUGGAGAGAUUUGACGCCAUAAUAUUGGCAACUGGUUACAAAAGCAACGUACCCUCUUGGCUAAAGGAGAAUAAAAUGUUUAGUAAAAAAGAUGGAUUUCCAAUGCAAGAGUUUCCAGAGGGAUGGAGAGGGGAAUGUGGGCUAUAUGCGGUCGGAUUCACAAAACGUGGGAUCUUUGGAGCAUCAAUGGAUGCAAAGAGAAUAGCUCAAGACAUAUACGAGUCUUCAAGAAAAUCUGGUCAACCCCAUAGACAUAUACAAGUAUUCAUGGCAAGAAAAUCUGAUCAAGCAUGUAGUAGAGUACUAGACGGUUGAGAAAUGGAAGGUUUCUAUCAAGAAACAACAUGUUUGCAGCCGAGGUAGGGAUCAAAGAAAAAAGUUGAUGGUUUUUGGUUUCAAAGCAGAUUUGGGGAGUUAUGUAAAUUAAGACUUAUCUCCAGCUGCGAUGCAAAUUGGGGGAAGGAUAGAAUGAAAAGGAAACCUAGUGAGAGUGAUUGUGGUGAGAAUUGAUGAUCAUCUGCCCAAAGGAGAGGAGGGGACCCUCUCUCUUUGCAUGCUUAUAACCCACUUUGUAAAUCUUUCUAUACCUUCUUUCUAUGUUUCUAAUUUUUCUUUUUUUUUUCUUUAGUUUUCCUUAGUUAGGUAUGCGCUUUGUUUUUCUUACCUUUUUAGUUCAAUUUUUUUGGCUGAGUAUUGUGGUGAGUUUUUUUUUUCUUUUUGUUAUAUACAUAUCACUUGUUUGAUUAAAACUCUUGU
This is a messenger RNA of Brassica oleracea var. oleracea, 2222 nucleotides long. Its product is annotated as indole-3-pyruvate monooxygenase YUCCA6-like. The record is from RefSeq and is a predicted model, not a curated record. The coding region runs from base 444 to 1781 and encodes 445 amino acids. The transcript has 4 exons. Gene Ontology annotation, molecular function: NADP binding; N,N-dimethylaniline monooxygenase activity; flavin adenine dinucleotide binding. Gene Ontology annotation, biological process: auxin biosynthetic process. Lineage: Eukaryota; Viridiplantae; Streptophyta; Magnoliopsida; Brassicales; Brassicaceae.